AGCUGGUCAACCACCUCCGUAGCCUGCUAGACGACAUAGCCGAAAGAUUCAAGCUAUUUAUACGCUUUCGGUGUAUAUUACCUACUGUGUUUUACACACACUUCUGUCGUAUCUACUUGUUAACCUAUUUAAUUUAAUAUUACGUUAUUUUGUAUUAGUCUGCUAUAGUAGCUGGCUGGUUAAGUUAGCACUAGCCUAGUCGCUAAUGAUAGCUACAACCGACGCUAACAUCCCCGACCAUGAGCUCCCUGAACUACUCUCAUCCUGUUGAAGAAGAGGAGGUCUGCUGGCCGGAGAAAGAAACUCUGGGGCUGAACAUUGUCGUGAAAGAGGAGGAUGUUACAGUAAAACAAGAAGUAGAUGGUGUUACAGUGAAAGAAGAAGAGAAGGACGUUCCAGUGAAAGCAGAGGAAGACGCGUUCAGGGUGAAAGAGGAGGAGUAUGUUACUGUGAAAGAAGAGGAGGAAGAGAAAGGGGAGGAUGUAGCUUUUGAAGUGAAGAAGGAAGGGGAGAUUACUGUCACAUUGAAAGAUGAAGAGGUGGAGAUAGGAGAUCUGAUUAACACCAGAGAGAGACAUGACUAUCGUGGAGCCUCUAGGGUGCCUCAACAACCUCAUGAUGCUGAAGAGGCAGAGAAGAGUCUCUCCACAUCAGAACACCUCAAGAAACAUCUGCGGAGAUCCACAUGGAAGAGAACUCACUGCUGCCCUGACUGUGGGAAGAGCUUCACCUCAUCAGGCAUUAAAAUUCAUCAGAGAAUCCACACAGGAGAGAAACCUUAUUGCUGUGAUCAAUGUGGGAAGAGUUUUACUACAUCUGGCUCUCUGACAGUGCACCAGAGAAUACACACAGGAGAGAAACCUUAUAGCUGUGGUCAAUGUGGGAAGAGGUUUACUCAGUCAAACAGCCUGAUAUCGCACCAGAGAAUACACACAGGAGAGAAACCUUAUAGCUGUGAUCAAUGUGGGAAGAGUUUUACUACAUCUGGCUCUCUUACUUUACACCAGAGAAUACACACAGGAGAGAAGUCUUAUAGCUGUGAUCAAUGUGGGAAAAGUUUUAUUCAAUCUAGCUAUCUGACAAUGCACCAGAGAAUACACACAGUAGAGAAAUCUUACAGCUGUGGUCAAUGUGGGAAGAGUUUUUGUCAAUCUAGAGAUCUGACAGUGCACCAGAGAACACACACAGGAGAGAAACCUUAUAGCUGUGGUCAAUGUGGGAAGAGUUUUAUUACAUCUAGCAUUCUGACUCGACACCAGAGAACACACACAGGAGAGAAACCUUAUAGCUGUGGUCAAUGUGGGAAGAGUUUUAUUACAUCUAGCAUUCUGACUCAACACCAGAGAACACACACAGGAGAAAAACCUUAUAGCUGUGGUCAAUGUGGGAAGAGUUUUGUUCGAUCUGGCCAUCUGACAAUACACCAGAGAACACACACAGGAGAAAAACCUUAUAGCUGUGGUAAAUGUGGGAAGAGUUUUGUUCGAUCUGACUAUCUGACAUUACACCAGAGAACACACACAGGUGAGAAAUCUUAUAGCUGUGACUAAUGUGGGAAGAGUUUUACGACAUCUGGCUCUCUGACUUUACACCAGAGAAUACAAACAGGAGAGAAACCUCAUAGCUGUGAUCAGAGAUAAUCUGAUAAACAAUCUCUGAUCAAAUAUCAGAAAAUGUAUACAUGAAGGAGUUGUUUCAUGAUAUCAAUUAAUUAAUGUCACAAUGUAGAAGCCUAAACGUCACCCUGUUCUAUGGAUUUCAGCAUGAUAUAUAUUAGCCUCAGGGGGAAAUCCAGGCUCUGAAAUGGAAGAGUACUAUUUAUGUGAUUUAACAAAAAGUGACUAACAAAAAAGGAGUUGUCCUCUAACCAGGGAUGUUCACAUUAUUCCCAGAUUCUGGGCUGUUAGUUUUAACAGGACGUGCAACCUCAUCUCCCUCCUCUCUCGGCACAAUUGAUUUCGAUGUGAUAUUGUUGAGUGAUGACAAAUAAGUGUUGUGUUUCUUUGUUUUGCGACCCUUAAAUUUAAAUGCAUCACUCCAAAAUGUAGCUGACUGUCUUCUGCAGGUUGUCCUCUAACCAGUGAGGUAAAAUAUAUCUCCCAUUUCCAUGUGUUUUUUAGUUGUGUUAGUUUCAACAGUACGCACAACCUGAUUUUCCCCCCUAAUAGAUAUCAGUUAUUAAUUGCUACUUGUCAAAACAACAGCGUUUUUGGUGCUUGUGUCCGUGGUGAGGACCACUUGGUUCCUGAAUUCCUCAAGGUUGGGCAGUCAAAAAGAUUUGUGUUUUGUUUUUAGCCAAUGCGUUGCCAUGGAUUACAAUUUAUUUUGAAUGCAUGUUUUUCUGUAUUGGAGAUUAGUUGUGUUUGGGCUCGUUCCAAGGGGACGAGAGUUCUAGAAGCUAGUGAGUUUUAGGAAGACGACAUAUAGGGAGAACUGAUUCAAAUAAAAAAAUAAGUUGUUUUUAAAUUGUUGACAGCCAGUAGACACCAUGGUUAUAUUGUAGUUGAUUAUAAUGUGAAAUGGAAGUUGUUUUCUGUUGGUGGUGCGCAUUCUCUUAAGGUGUUACAGUCUUUAGUUUUUCCAUUUAUGUUUUGAGGUUGGACUUUAGCACGUAUAGCUCGUUAGCACGUAGGGCGCACUGAUUGGUGUCACCUCAUUAAUCAGUAUGUGUUACACCUGUAAUGGCUUGUCCAUCUCAUGGUGUUUCAGGUUAUAUUUAAGAGUGUCUGGCCCAGUGCUCUAGUUGUCUUGAUAGAUGUGGAGAGUCAACAUCUUUAGUUGCUCCACCUUUUUGGUUUGCUUCCUGUCUUUAAGUUUGGUGUGGGUUUUUCUUUUAUUUGCCUCUUGUGCAGAUUUAGUGGGUCUCAUGGUGCGUGUCUUUUAUGUCCCAGUUGUUGUUACUAGUCAACUUUCAGUGGACACUGAGAGCAAAACUGCAACAUUAUGUUAUACUUUUAUUGGAUCAAAUGGUUAUUUUUUGCAACCGAAUAGAUGGUUCUUUGAACAAUCUUUGUGACCUACUGAGGAUGGGCCUCUGGGAGUUAACUGACAGGAGAUUUACAAUGUCUUUUGGGUGAUAAAACCUAAAGAGACCGCAUUCCAGAGCAUGAGUUAAUGUUCUAUAUGGUACCGGGGAGAGAUGACCCCAGGGCCAGAACCUGGUCUCUACACAAAGAGUACUGUUUUUACAUGAGAUGCUGUCUGCUGUGAAUUAUAAGUAUCUUUCAUACAAAUCUUAACCUUGUUACCCGUUCUAUACGUCUAUUGUUGGUCAUGUAGGUUGAAAGGGGUGCAUCUUGGCUAUUAAAGACCUUUGUACUUUUGUCUCGUGGCUCUCAACAAAUCAUCUGGGGGUGAUUUGUCGACCAGCCAUCGUUAUUGUAGAGCACUCAAUUGAGUCACUUUAUAUGUGUACGUUGUAUUGACCUGCUCCCUUAUUAUUAAGUGAAUAAAGAUUUAGUUUAAGAAUAA
Messenger RNA from Oncorhynchus masou masou (cherry salmon), 3471 nucleotides. Its product is annotated as zinc finger protein 501-like. The record is from RefSeq and is a predicted model, not a curated record. NCBI's taxonomy places the organism in Eukaryota, Metazoa, Chordata, Actinopteri, Salmoniformes, Salmonidae. The coding region runs from base 240 to 1550 and encodes 436 amino acids. The transcript has 2 exons.